AUGAAAAAACUUCGGAAGUGAGAUAAACGGCUGCUACACGUGAUAUGCGUGGGGAGAAGUUUUCUGCCGUAUCAGCCGUAAAUGCUGCGAAGCGCUGACUUACCGCAUGUCCCCCCUUAAAAGCCCAGCGCUGCUGACGUGAGCUGCCCGAAGCGCAGACCUUCCUCCGCAGCCUCAGUCUCCGCAACAUCUAUCGAUUCGUGGGGCAAAAAUGGGGAAGAAAAGCGCCGAUCACGCCUAAAACAAAUGGCAUAGGGAACGUCUGCAUCGCGGUGGCUAAUUCAACUGCACAACUUGGUUAAGCCUGCUGGGAGAUGGAGAGCCGCCCUCUCUGAUGACAGGAUGAGGACGUACAUGCGCGGCGCUCCCACGGAGUUCUUCAUAAGUCUGCUGUGGGCCGCAGCCACCGGCCCCCUGGAGGCCGUCGAUCCCACUGGAGGAAUCCCUUUCCUGGGGGGUAGCUAUGACGGGCACCCCAUGCUGUACUUCGGGCAGGCGGAGGUGGAGAGCCUGCAGCAGGACGCGGCGGGGACACACCGCCUGCUAGCCGGGCGGAUCCGCGAGGCGGCUGAAGCCAUGCUGGAGCAUCCCGAAAACUACCUGCCGCCCUGGAGUCCCGAGGAGUUCAGCGCACGCUGGAACGAGGUCUACGGCAACAACCUGGGCCUGCUGGCCAUGUUCUGUCUUCUGUAUCCCCACCGCGUCGGCGCCUUGGACCUGGCCCGCGACUACAUGGAGAGGAUGGCUGCUCAGCCUAGUUGGUUGGUGAAGGAUGCACCCUGGGACGAGGUCCCACUAGCCCACUCGCUAGUCGGCUUCGCCACAGCCUAUGACUUCCUGUACGAGUACCUGAGCAAGUCGCAGCAGGAGCACUUCCUGCAGGCGAUAGGCAACGCCACGCGGUACAUGUACGAGAAGUCCUACAGCCGCGGCUGGGGCUUCCAGUAUCUGCACAACCACCAGCCGACCAACUGCGUAGCUCUGCUGACGGGCAGCCUGGUGAUGAUGAACCAGGGCUACCUCCAGGAUGCCUACCUCUGGACCAAGCAGGCCCUGGUCAUCAUGGAGAAGUCGCUGGUGCUCCUGCGGGACGUGACAGACGGCUCGCUCUACGAAGGCGUCGCCUACGGGACCUACACCACGCGCUCCCUCUUCCAGUACAUGUUCCUGGUGCAGAGGCACUUUGCCAUUGGCCACUUCAGCCACCCCUGGCUCCAGAGGCAUUUCUCCUUCCUGUACCGGACUGUCCUUCCAGGCUUCCAGAGAAGUGUGGCUAUUGCCGACUCCAACUACAACUGGUUCUACGGUCCAGAGAGCCAGCUGGUGUUUCUUGACCGCUACGUUAUGCGCAAUGGAAGCGGGAACUGGCUGGCGGACAUCAUCCGUCAGAGCCGGGUGGUGGGGGGUCCGGGACAGCCUGGGAAGGGGCAGAGGUGGUGCACACUGCACACGGAGUUCCUUUGGUUUAACCCAAACCUGACCUCCACACCUCCUCCUGAUUUCGGCACAUCACAGCUGCAUUAUUUUGAAGACUGGGGAGUUGUAACCUACGGAAGUGCACUGCCAUCCGGGGUUAACCGGACGUUUCUCUCUUUCAAGUCAGGGAAACUGGGAGGCCGUGCGAUAUAUGACAUCGUUCACAUGAACAAGUACAAGGACUGGGUCAAAGGCUGGAGGAACUUCAAUGCUGGACACGAGCACCCUGACCAGAACUCGUUCACCUUCGCUCCUAAUGGCGUUCCCUUCAUCACAGAGGCCCUCUAUGGACCGAAAUACACUUUCCUCAACAAUGUGGUGAUGUUUUCCCCAGCUGUCUCAGAGAGCUGCUUUCCACCAUGGGGGGGGCAGGUGACUGAAGCCUGCAACUCGAAAUGGCUGAAAUACAAGCAUGGAUUGGCUGCUGACUCCCAUGGCAGGGUGGAGGCAGCCCUGGUGAGACAGGGCAUGGUGUUCAUCCGAGGGGAAGGCAAAGCUGCCUACAACCCUGACUUGAAGAUAAGGAGCUUCCAGAGGAACCUGCUUCUUCUCGGGCCUCAGCUGCUGGUCUUAGUGGAUCAGAUCUAUCUGGAGAGUGAUAGCCCGCUGAAGUCCAUGAGCACCUUCUUUCACAAUACUGAUAUGCCUUUUGAAGACACACUAAAAGAUACUGUGCAUGGGGCUUUCAUCCGGAACGGGGAUGACUUGUACAAAAUGUUCUGGAUGGAUGACACGGGCUACAGCGAAAAGGCGGAACUGGGCUACCGGAGCUAUCCUCGAGGAUACCCAUAUAACGGUUCUAACUAUGUCAAUGUGACUAUGCCACUGAGGCAGCCGAACACUAGACGGGCAUUUAUUUUCUUUGGGCCUGGCGUGGAUGUCCAGAGCUUCAGCCUGCGUGGUGAUGAUCAGCGUGUGGACAUCUUUCUGGCCACUGAUGAACACACAUACACCAUCUACCUGCUCACAGGGGAGGUGACCAGCAAGCCUCUCUUUGCCAUGGUCCUUGAGGACCACAAGAAGAUCAUCUUUGCAAAGUCUGCGGCGGUAAAGGAGAGCUCCCCCGCCGAGGUGGACGAGUACGCCAGUCUGGUGGAGGACCACCUGCAACAUGCCAAGCCGGUGUUCCAGCAGCUCGAGAGUCAGAUACUUGCCCGAGUUCUCAACACUGAGAGCUUUCGCAAGACGGCUGAACGCCUUUUGCAGUCCUCGGGCAGAAAGAAGACAGAAUCGAUCAGAAAAAUCUUCGCCAACAAGAAACGGGGGAAGGCCAAGAACUCUAAGAAGGGAAGUGUCAGCGAGAAGCUUCCGGGUGGCCUGCCGGACAUCUUUGCACAGGUCGAGGCAAAUGAGAAGAAGGAACGGCAAAAAGCUAUAAAACAUGUGUAUGAAGAUAACUCGGAGGAACUGGAUGGUGACAUUAGGGCCUUCGUGGAUUAUGUAGACACCCACAAAAACAGGAAAGGGGGCGUAAUUAAAGGGCGGAGAUAUUCUGAAGUCCACAUGCUAGCUACACCAAAGAGUGAAGGUUUGUCAAGCUCCUCCUCAUACAUAAGGCUGUUCCUUAUUUUAAACAUCGGCACUUUCUUCAUAUUCUUGGCCGUGCUCUUGACGCGUUUUCAGAAGGCCCAAAAUCUGCAUACCCAGAAAUGUUUCUACGGCAUUCUCCUCAUCGACAGCUUCAUCCUGCUCUGCUUGUACUCCUCCUGUUCACGGGAACAGUGCUGAUGUCAUUCGUGAGUGGUCUUCCAGUGUCUGUUUGCAGACCUACUGAGAUGGUCACAUUUGGUGGAACAUUCUGCACGCCUCAGCCUGAGCCAAGCCUCCCUGACCCAGGAAACGUGGUUAAUUCCAAAUAGGAAUUGAUAGAAUACCAUGAUCAGCCAGAUCACCUCUGAGAUGAUAAGCUUCUGUGGAGCUCUUGAAUGCAGUGGGUGUAAAUUUUCCCAUAUGGCUGGACAUUCUGCCUCCUGGUGACGCUCUUCACGGCCGGCCACGAAAAUUCAGCUUCCAUGGAAAUCGUGCACAAUGUCUGUUUAGAAAAUAUAAAAUGUAAAUUUAUGAAUUUUUUAUUGUU
Molecule: messenger RNA, 3553 nt
Organism: Brienomyrus brachyistius
Lineage: Eukaryota; Metazoa; Chordata; Actinopteri; Osteoglossiformes; Mormyridae
Gene: dse
Product: dermatan sulfate epimerase
Exons: 6
Coding region: 343-3204 (953 amino acids)
Molecular function (GO): chondroitin-glucuronate 5-epimerase activity
Source: RefSeq, a predicted model, not a curated record